GUGGUAAAUUGUUUUACUUUGAACUUUUGAUGAUGUUUACGUUUAGAUAGUAAUCUUUUGGAAAUGACAGAGUGACAAGGCUAAGUGAUGUUGUAGACAUCUUAUGAGUUAUAUAACAAUAUUUCAGUCUCUUUCGUACCAAAACUUGAGUUGGUGCUAGAAUUUCAUAUCGUGGUCAGUCAAAUCAAUGGACUUUUCUAAGUUCUCCGACGAUAAUUUCGAAGCAAAACAGUGGGUCAAUGCUGCUCUCAAACGCAAAGAUGAGAAAACAGAGCUGGAUGCACACGCCUCCGGACUUGUUAUGAAGUUGCAGUUGUUUAUACAAGAAGUCAACAAAACUUUAGAGGAAACCAGUACGCAAUCGUUAAACAACAUGCCAAGAGUUUUGAGAGAAAUUGAGGUGAUACGGCAGGAGGCGACAUUGUUGAAAGAGCAGAUGGGACUUGUUAAAGAUGAUAUUAAAGCUGUGGAACAAAAUACCUCAGAAUCUAUGAAAAUGUUAUUAGAUCUUGAUGAAGUUAAAUCAAGAAUACAAUCUGCAUCUCAUGCCUUGCAAGAGGCAGACAACUGGACUAUGCUUUCUGCUGAUCUCGACAAAGUAUUUAAAUCAGGAAAUUAUAAAGAGAUCAGUGAAAAACUUGUUGGAAUGCAUAGAAGUCUGGUUGUACUUCGAGAUGUUCCCGACUUUGAUGAAAGACACAAAUUACUAGAAGGACUCAAGAAUAAAUUAGAAGCACUUCUUAGUCCAAAAUUAGUAUCAGCUUUCAACAGCCAUUCUUUAGAUGAAAGUCGGGAAUAUUUCCAGAUAUUUAGUGACAUUGACAGACUUGAUCAGUUACAAAAUUACUAUGUUCGUUGUCACAAGAGCAAGCUUCUGCAGUUGUGGAAAGACGUGCAAGAUGAAGAUCCGAACAAAACAAUGCUUGAUUGGCUAUCGGUGUUCUAUAACAGUUUGCUGUCAACAUGGCACUCCGAGUUGAUGUGGUGUAGCCAGGUUUUUGGUAAUCCUGAUGCCGUCCUUUGCCUUUUGUUGACUCAAACUUUGAGCCAUUUAGAUCCUCCGUUUUCUGUUUGCCUUCGGGAUUAUGUUCAAAACCAUAAAUAUCCUCUACAAGAGUUGAUUGAUCUGAAACAAGUUACUUUGAGAUUCUCCAAAUCAUUACAAUCCUCAUUCAAUGAUCUUAAAGAAGACGACUUCAAAAGAGCUGAAGCAUUAGUUAAUGCUGUGUGCUCUCCAUACACACCAUAUCUUUUGGAUUACUGUGCUUUACAAACGGGCUUCCUGAAGGAGAACCUCAUUUCGGUUCCAUUGGAUACUGAUGGAUUUCUCGAGACUGUAGAUGUUCUCUCGGAGUCAGUUGGGAAAAUAUUUCAUUUCACAGAAAAUGCUGUGGAUAUUUGCUUCUCGUUCACCGAUGGCUUGGGGUCUUUUCAGCUGAUGCUUUCUAUUGAGGUCUUCUUCGCGUUGUACUUGGAAAAUAUAGAGGCUGCCGUGAAUAAGAUCAGAGGUAAUUUGAAUCUGGAUGAACAAUCUGAAACAGACGUGAAGGAAGAUUGGCAGAGCUUUCAGUAUUCAUCAAAGCUCAUACAAAUUUGUGGUGAUCUUCUGAUAAGAAUACAGGAUCUUCAAGCAAGUCUCUCGAAACGUGUUGUCAAUUCAUGUCAGAAAUGGCUGAAAAAAAAGAAAAAUCCCGAGAAGAAAACAGUUGCUGAUAUUUUCAACAUGCAUAAUUAUUUAGAAAAAGAAAAUCGUCUAGAAUUUGAAAGUUUAAUGGAGUUUAUCGAUUCAGUUAUGAACGGAUCAAAUAUAUUGAACGAAGUCGUGAAGCGAAUUGAGGAUAUUAACAAUAGCGUGCAUACCCUAGCGUUUGAAGUCGCCUUUCUUCCUUUAAAAUCCAAAAUAAAUACUGUGUCUUCUCUUCAGGUUUGGUGUAAAACGAAGUCCGAUCUUGGAGAUUCUCUCAGUGAUGAUAUCCCAGAAUUCAGUUUGUCGCCACAAGGCUACAUAACGGAGGUCGGUGAUUACCUUCUGACUUUACCUCAUCAACUCGAACUUUUCAUGAUCCAAGACAAUCCUGCUUUGGUCGCCGCCCUGAAUGUUGGAAAACUGAAAUUUUCGCGAGAUAUUAACGCAGAUCAAGAUCCUGCAUCCAGAUGGUUGAGUUGUAUUGCAAAUGCAACAAUGCAUACGUAUAUUGAGAGUAUACUAUGUAUUCCAGAAUUGACUGAAUUUGCGAGCAAACAGCUUGUAGCUGAUAUAGAGUAUUUGUUCAAUAUUCUGGAAGCUUUAGAAGUAAAACCAAGCGAAGUUCUAACAAACAUCAAUAAACUGUUGAAAAGCGAACAAGAAGAAUUUCACAUCUUGGCAGCAGAUUUAUGCGUAGAAGAUCGAGUAAAAAACGCCUUGAUCGGCAUGAGAAAUAAAUAACGACAUUCAGUUGAUAAGAAGAAAAAAAUAUCGCCGCUGAACUAUAAAUGUACACCUCAACUGAAUAGUUUCAAUAGUUAGCUGAUAGUUUGCUAGAAAAAUUAAAUAUACCUUCAUUAAAAGAGAAAAA
Molecule: messenger RNA, 2558 nt
Organism: Xenia sp. Carnegie-2017
Lineage: Eukaryota; Metazoa; Cnidaria; Anthozoa; Malacalcyonacea; Xeniidae
Product: conserved oligomeric Golgi complex subunit 7-like
Exons: 23
Coding region: 188-2428 (746 amino acids)
Biological process (GO): intracellular protein transport; retrograde vesicle-mediated transport, Golgi to endoplasmic reticulum; Golgi organization
Cellular component (GO): COG complex
Source: RefSeq, a predicted model, not a curated record